AUGAAAUUGCAGAAAGAACUAGAUGAGGUGAAAGAAAAUUAACUAAGUUUUCCAAUUAGAUAGCAUGAUUUCUAAAAGAUGGGAGUUUAUCUUAAGUACUAUCUGAAUAAUUAUGGGGAUCCUUUCUAAGAUAAUACAGAUUACAAUCAACUCAGAACAAGAUAAUUUGAGAAUUAGGUUAUAAGAUACUUUGGUGAAUUGUACAAAGUCCCGUAAGAGUGCGAAUUAUGGGGUUAUAUGACUUCAGGGUCAACAGAGAGUAAUAUGCAAGCAAUAUAUUUCGCCAGAGAGUAUUUUAAAAAUCAUUAAAAUGUAGCUGUAAUUUAUACAGAUAAGACUCACUCAUCUCUAAAUAAAGCCAUUUACUAUCUUAAGUUGGACUUUUUCGGCCAUGUUGCGAAAUCAUUAAAUCUGGAGCCCCCAGUAGGAAUGAAAGAGUGGCCAGACAAAGUUCCUCACAAUUCAGCAGGACAAAUGGAUAUUGAUUCUCUGAAAACAAUUUUAAAGCCCCUUGCAGAGAAAAAGAUCCCAGUUUUAAUAAUUUCGAAUGUAGGCACAACUUCAUCUUGCUCAUUUGAUAACACAACUGAAAUAAUAAAAGCAUUGAAAACUUAGGAAUUUUAUAAAGACUCGAGAAAUCAUUGGAUCCAUAUUGAUGGUGCAUGGUGCGCUCCAUACAUAAGAUUUCUUUAAAUAGCAUCAACAACCUAAAGAUAUAAAAUUUUGCCAACUAAAACAAUCAAUGAGGCCAAGUUCGAUUUCUCAUUAAAUGAAGUGAAAAGUAUCACAACUAGUAUUCAUAAAUGGAUUCCUUCUCCUUUUCCUUCAUCAGUACUACUAAUAAAGGACAAAUAUUUAAUGCCUUCAGAUCAUUUAUAGAAUUCUUAUAUACUAGGUUAAGAUUAUACACUAACUACCUCAAGAAAUGGACAUGCUCCCCUGUUUACAUGGGAUUAUUUAAUGAAAAAAACAUUGAAUGAUCAUUUAGAUGAUGCAGUAAAUGCAUAUAGUAUGGCUAAUUAUGUUUGCUCUAAACUUAUAGACAUCCAAGAUUAGUAUAAUGUUGAUCUAAGAAUAUAAAAGACAUAAAUAGGAUUAAAUAUCAGAUUUAAGAAGCCAAGUGAUGAUAUUUGCUACAAAUACGGAUUGAUGGUGAUGGGGGAUGAGGCUCUUAUUUUUAUUAUGCCGGAUAAGACGAAACAAUUAUGUGAUAUGUUUUUGAGUGAUUUACGCAAUGAAAUGAGAAUUAGAAAGCUAUGA
This is a messenger RNA of Stylonychia lemnae, 1260 nucleotides long. NCBI's taxonomy places the organism in Eukaryota, Ciliophora, Spirotrichea, Sporadotrichida, Oxytrichidae. The record is from the annotation of a GenBank genome assembly.